CGGGGCCCUCUUCCGCGCCCGCCCGGGGAUCCCCGCUCCAGCGACGCCUCUCCGAACGACGCCGGCCGAGCUUCCCCCGAGCCAGGGCCACGAGGCGUCGGGCCGAGACUCGAAAGAGCGAUUCAAACUGAAAACCCCGAGGAGAGUUUCAGGAUUUCUCUUGUGGUUGUUCUCUCGGGGUUUCAACCUGCUCGAAAGCGACCUUGGCUGGACCGGGCAGGCGAGGACCGCGCCCCGCAGAUCGCAGGAGCCGGGUGCGGAGAAGGAGUGGGCGGGCUUCCUCAGUCUAGGACUGAAGACUUUGGGCGGUGCCAGGAGACAGAGGUAUAGACACACCCCAGGCUACCUUUGCUGGUCACUCUCGUAAAACUGCAGGGAGGAAUGUCACUGGCACAAACCGCAGGUCAUCUUUUGCUGAUACUGCUGCUGAUAGAAGCCGGGAAGACUCUGGGCAAUGCCCACUCUCUGUGCCUUGACCUCACUGUCAAAUCUCAGUCCAGAUCUGGCCAGCCCUGGUGUCAAGUCCAGGGCUCCGUGGACACAAAGCCUUUCCUCCAAUAUGACAGUGACAGCAAUGAGGUCAAACCUUUGGGUUUCCUGGGAAAGGAGGUAAACGACACGGAAGCGUGGACUGAAAUAAGCCAAACGCUGGUAGAAGCAGGAAAAGAGCUCAGGAUGGUCCUGCCUGUCAUCAAACUGGACAAAAAUGAGACGAGGGGUCCUCCCACCCUGCAGGUCAAGCUGUGUUGUCAACGUGAAGCCGAGCAAUGCUCUGGUGCAUCCUUGCACUUCAGCCUCAAUGGACAGACAGCCCUCCUCCUUGACACCAUGAGCAUAACCUGGACAGUCAUCGAUCCUGGAGCCACAGGCAUCAAGGAGGAGUGGGAGAACAACCAGGAACUGGCAGAGUAUUUCAAGAACAUUUCAAUAGGAGACUGCAGUCAUUGGCUUAGGGAAUUCCUGAAACACUGGGAGAAGAUGCAGCUCCCAGAGCCCACAGAACCACUAAUAAUGGCCCCAGAUAUCAGCCAGUCUGCAUCCAUCCGAUUGGUCUCUUGCAUUAUCCUAUUGAUCAUCACCCAGUUAGUUCUAAUUGCUUCAUCAUCAUGAAUAUUAUGAAGAAAUCAGGGACCACAGCAGCAUUAUCUAGCUCAACAUUUUCCCCAGUGUUCUAACAGCUAUUCCAUCAUCUGGAUGUUUCUCCCUGGACUAUGAGAAGAUACAAUGUUAAACCAACUCUGGGUGGCAAAAACUGACCCUUGAUGACAGUCUGGCUGUUGAUCUAAUAUACUACCUUCUACUCAGAGUGGGAUUUAACAAGAAGCUAAAGAAGCCUAUGCUUAAGAAUUCCUUCACUUUCCACGACUGUUGAUGGGCCCUUAAGAUGUAUUGACUUGGUCAUUUUGAGGAUUUGCAAAAGUCAAAUAUUUGCUCACAAUCAGUUAAGACUUCCAAUUCUAUUCUUUCCAUCAGACUUGCCUUCAUGUGGGGUGGAAUUGGGGCAGGGGGCGGGGGUUGGCAUUUUUUUAAUUCUGUUAAGAAGAUAAUGCAUUAGGGAUAUACUGUGUGAUUUAAUGAGACAUAAUUUAUGUGUUCACACUCACUUUCAUGUAUAGUUAAGUUACCGCAUGCUUUUAUGGGCUGAAUGUUCUUCUUAAUUCAUGUGAUAAAAUCCUCACCUCCAGGAAGACUUGUUGAAACCACUCAGUCGGUGGUGUGUGGUUAUAGUCUGUGUUGUGAUACAAUAGGAAGUAUACGUUUGGUCGGAGUCCUGGUUCCUGGAUCAGAGUUUCUAAAACCCACAUUUUGGUGUCAUAUUUGGUGUUCUGAGUAUAGAAAAGUAGCUUUUCUUUAGAGACCUAGCAGACUAAUACAUAUGCAGAAACCGCAAUCAAGUGCUAACUGCCUAGAUGUCAUGACAGAAAAGUAUGAGGCUACCAGUUGAAUUAUCAUGCAGAUUAAUAUAUGUAUUAACAUACUAACAUGUUAAUGUGUAAAAAUGUAUCCAGGACAGAAGAAAGGAUAAAGUGUGAUAUAGCCAGGAAUGGAACACUAUAACGCAAUAAAGAAAGAAUAAAUUACUGCAGUAAAACCAUAGAUGCCUCAUAAAAAGGAUUUGAGAGGCAAGUGCUGGACACAAAAGAAUAUAUACGCUGUGGUACUCCUAUUUGUUGUGUUACAUUAUUGUGAAGUUUAACUGAAUUGUUUUUUUAAGAUGUAUUUAUUUUUGGCUGUGCUGGGUCUUCACUGCUGUGUGCGGGCUUUCUCUACUUGCUGCUCUCUAGUUACGGUGCAAGAGCAGCUCCCUGUGAUGACGUCUCAUAGCAGAGCACAGGCUCUAGGCUGUGGGCUUCAGUAGGUGGGGCACACAGGCUCAGUAGCUGCAGCGCCCAGGCUCCAGGGCACAGCCUCAGGAUUUGUGGCCCAUGAGCUUCGUUGUUUCGCAGCAUGUGGGAUCUUCCCGGACAGGGACUGAACUCGUGUCUCCUGCAUUGGCGGGCAGAUUCAUUACCAAUGAGCCACCAGGGAAGCCCCUAAUCGAAUUAUUAAAAAGACAUUCUAAGCUUGAUUCUAAAUCUUAUCUCAAUAAUUUAUGGAUGAAGAUUAGAUGUUCCAUGACUUGCAACCAGGAAAUUAUGCAUACUGGAAAAGAUAUUAUUUAAAGGACUCUCCACAACCUAGAUGCACCCUUAUCAGGUGCUCUAAACUAGCUCAUGCACAACAAAACUGAAGAGAAUGAACUCUUGGAUUAAUAUUUCCCACUUAGAAAGGGCGACUGCACUGAACUGGCUAACAGAGAACACUGCCGACCUCAGAAACACCUAAAAACAAUGCUCAAACACAGAGGAUGUUUGAGCUCAUACAUUCAUACCAGGACGAGAAGAAGACAACAUCGGAAAAAAUUUUAACCUUUCAGUUUUCACUCAUGUCUAGACAAACUUGAAGUUUUCUCCUGUCAGGAAUAUAUUCAGUAAUGCAGAGAAUUCAAUUAUACGUUGUACCUUUUUUGCCCA
Messenger RNA from Bubalus bubalis (water buffalo), 3014 nucleotides. Its product is annotated as retinoic acid early transcript 1E. Bases 382 to 1110 code for a protein of 242 amino acids. The transcript has 6 exons. Gene Ontology annotation, cellular component: external side of plasma membrane. Gene Ontology annotation, biological process: positive regulation of T cell mediated cytotoxicity; antigen processing and presentation of endogenous peptide antigen via MHC class I via ER pathway, TAP-independent; antigen processing and presentation of endogenous peptide antigen via MHC class Ib. The record is from RefSeq and is a predicted model, not a curated record. NCBI's taxonomy places the organism in Eukaryota, Metazoa, Chordata, Mammalia, Artiodactyla, Bovidae.